This is a messenger RNA of Mugil cephalus (flathead mullet), 1498 nucleotides long. RefSeq lists its product as uncharacterized. Gene Ontology annotation, biological process: protein phosphorylation; cGMP biosynthetic process; receptor guanylyl cyclase signaling pathway. NCBI's taxonomy places the organism in Eukaryota, Metazoa, Chordata, Actinopteri, Mugiliformes, Mugilidae. The record is from RefSeq and is a predicted model, not a curated record. Gene Ontology annotation, molecular function: ATP binding; peptide receptor activity; guanylate cyclase activity.
AUGAACAAGCUCAACAACAACAACUCCAGUCUACGACCGUCCUUCUUAAAGGGACAGAGCUGCUCCUCUGAAGGUCUGGAGAUGGCGUGGGUCGUCCGUCCUCCAGAGUCGGUGAAGAGCGGGGAGGUGUUCACGGGUCAGGACUCCUUCUACCAGUGGGCCAUCCAGAACCACAUCUUCACUCACAGCUCCAUCCCGGGUGCUGAAGCAGCUCGGAGGUUCUGGGAGGACCAGGACUGUCCCAUCAGCUGGAAAGACGCCAACGGGGAGAACUGCUGCAUCCAUCACGCCAACAUCCACUCCUGUCCCCUGGGCUACAUGACCACCGAGAGCAUCUGUGGUCCCUGGAUCCCGGACGACGGGAAGAUCUUCACCCACACCAUCUCCACCUCGGGCAAGAUGAGCCAGACCAACUGGACGGCCAAGGUGGUUCUGGUCCACGCUGGUCUGACCUCUCUCAUCGCCCACAUACGAGCGGGUCACAUGCAGGUGGCCCUGGAGGCAAAGAGCACGGUGCUGCCAGCCGUGGUUUGUGGUGAUGGGGUCUGUGAGGGGGCGGAGCUUUGUUCCACGUGUCCAGCUGACUGUGUCCAGUGAUCAUCGACUUCUCACCUGGUAGGACUCCAUGUCUCAAAUGUUUGUGUGUCUGUGUGUGUAGACCAGGAGGCCCGUGUGACCAUGGGGGAGCACAUGAGUGUCCCCGGGGGAACCCGUGACAGUAACACAAGUUGUGUGACAGCUCUCAGCUCCUGGACGGGACAACCGGGGUCCAGGAGGACCCCCUUCACCUGCCCAGCAUCUAGUGAUGACGGGAAGACUGUGUCCAUCAAGAUGAUCCAGACCAAGACCUUCUCCCUGUCCAAGACCAUUAGACAGGAGGUCAAACAAGUCAGAGAGCUGGACCAUCCAAACCUCUGUAAGUUCAUCGGUGGUUGUGUGGAGGUUCCUAACGUUGCCAUAGUAACAGAGUACUGCCCUGAAGAAAGCCUCAAUGAUGUCCUCCUUAACGAGGACAUCCCUCUGAACUGGGGCUUCAGGUUCUCCUUUGCCACAGACAUAGCCAGGGGGAUGUCAUACCUCCACCAACAUAAGAUCUGUCAUGGCCGACUCAAGUCUAUGAACUGUGUGUUAGAUGACCGCUGGGUUUGUAAGAUGACAGAUUACGGCCUGAGGAUUUACCGCAGGGACGAUGCUGCUGAGCCUCUGUCCACCUGUCAGCAGAGACUCCUGGAGGUCUACAUGACCCCUGAGUUUCAGAACUCCAACAUGGAGCCCACGCUGGCUGGAGACGUCUUCAGUUACUCCAUCAUCCUGCUGGAGGUAGCCACUCGUAGUAACCCCGUCCCAGUAAGUCACUCAGGAUUCAUCUACUUCUUUUUAAUCAGAAUAAAUCUCCUUCAUCUUUAAUCUCCAAUCAGACUCCAGACAGAAUGAAUAUAUCUGGCUUUAACGUGUUCAUUAAACAGCUUCAACAGUUUCAACAACUUUUUGUGUCUUG